AUUUUCUGAAUGAAAAAUAAUUUUUAAAGAAAUGAAAACUAAAUUUGUAUUUUCCUCGGGAAUGUCUGGUAUUCAAAACAUGAAUCCAAAGAGUGUCUUUAAAAAAAUAGCAUCGGAUAAGUUAGAAGCAGGGUUUAGAAAAUCCAUACUAAAGCGAAAUAAGUACCAAAGGUAGCCACUCUGAAACGAAUAUAUCCAAAAGACAGAAUGGUCAUGACUGAAAUACUUUUGAUAUAAAGACUGACCAGAGGUUACUACUAGCAACUAGAGUAUAGAUGAUCCAACAGAAUUCCGUCGAUGUUUUUCUUUCUUCUCGAAAAUAAUGAAUAGAUGAAGAACUGAUGAAUGAUCAUGUUUCACGCGGCGUUACUCGACAUGCUAGAAAUAGCAGUAAAAUUCCCUUCAAAUUUACACAGUUGUUUUAAAUAAAGAAGUAACACACUAGAUAACGCAGUUCUAUAGACACUUAAAGAGACAAGACGUUCAUGGUUGGAAUGCAUUUAACCAUUGUAUGCUUGGUCAGGCUUGAUUUGGUGCUCAAGACCCAACAAAAGAAGAUUUUAUGUGGUUGUCGACCAGCUAAAAAAAUUCUCGUCAGGUUAACAACCUAGAACGCCUAUGAUCCUAAGUUUAUUCUUUCGUGGAUGAUGUGGUUCUAAACAACACUGCCACAAAUACACACACAAAAUAUUUUAAAACAAAAGGCGGGGUGGAGGAGAGACAAAUUACUACGUUCGUGGAUAAAUUUUCAUUAGUAACUAUAUUUCGUUAGUCACCGUUAGCUUGUUAAGUUUUGUCGACUACUGUCAACAUCUCCACGUCAUGGGGCUGCUCAGUUUGAUGAGAUUUCACUCAGUUAGUCACCGUACGAAAUACUGAUACUAUUCAUCAGUCCUUCACUCAUUCAUUGUUUUAGAGAAGAUACGGAAACAUUGACGGAACCGUAAAAAUUAUAAUUUUUGCCUCUAAUAUCGGUUAUACUUCUCUAUCAUUGCUUUAAAAUUCGAUCAAGUUCAUCGAACCGUUUCAGAAAUUGCUCUGAUACAGGUGAUAGAAAGACAACGACAAGGACUAAACUAAGCGGAAGUGAGCAAUUAAUUACAGGUAUUAAAAGCAAAAGAACCCCCCGCGGUUUUUGUUCUUUAGGAAAUCGUAUAUAGACGAAUUAAUUGGUAAAAGGGAGAAAAAAACAUGAUGGAAAACAUAGGAUCUCCUAUUCUUACUCAAACAACCACAGCAAAGCCUCAAAACAACGAUGGAAUUUCUUGGUGGUUUAAAUUUAUGGCCAAAGGUGUUGGAGUUUUUGGAGGUCUAGUUGCCAUGGCAUCUGGAGUAGUAACGUGUGUCACCUUGACAGCAGCAUGUUUAGCUGCUGGUAUAGCACAACUAUGUGUUGGAUUUGUAACAGUUGUCUUUGAAGGACCCUGUUGCUGCCCUUUUCUGGAUUUUAUUACCCAAAUUGGCAAAUUUUCUGAUAACAGACCACACUGGCAAAAAGCAAUGUUCUACACACUGAGUUCCUUGAUCCCUAUUGUGAUGUGUUUCUCCCUAAGUACAGUAUUUGGCUGUUGUCUGGUGUUCGCUACUGGUGUAUUGUAUGGCAUCAUGGCAUUGGGUAAAAAGUAA
Molecule: messenger RNA, 1626 nt
Organism: Octopus bimaculoides (California two-spot octopus)
Lineage: Eukaryota; Metazoa; Mollusca; Cephalopoda; Octopoda; Octopodidae
Product: calcium channel flower homolog
Biological process (GO): vesicle-mediated transport
Cellular component (GO): membrane
Source: RefSeq, a predicted model, not a curated record